AUGGACAUGCGUCCUGACGCUGCGCCGUUGCCGAUGCAUGCGGACACCGUGCGUACUGCUCCGGACGAUACCAGUGUGGUAACGGACGACGCGUCGUCGCCCGUGCCAACAUACCCGAACGAAUCAUCGCCACACAUGGCAUCGCCGUCCGACGACUGGGCUGACGCUGAUUGGGCUCACUCACGUCGACCGGCCAUGUCCAUUUCUAACAUACUCAAUGACCACCAGGAGCCCGUCAGUUCCUACCAUGAAGACGAGCCCAUGAUGACGUCCUCUCCCGUCGUGCCACCCUCCGAUGACCACGAGAUGAAGUCAGAAGCGGACGAGACGCGUCCGCUUGCAUACCAUCCACGUGCUACACCAAAGAGCUCUUCUUCGCGUAUGCAGCGUUCCAUGAGCGCGUCGCGCCGGGCAGAGGAGGGUGCCACUUCGGCUGCGUACGAUAGUGAUCUGUCCGCCGACGAGAAUGUCUCGGCCUGGACAGAAGAUAUCGCAGCAUACAAAGCGCAGCGCGAGGCGCACGAAGCUCAGCUUGCCGAUGCGUUUGCAGCAUGGAUGAAUGAAACGCAGCAUUUUGUCACUAAGCGGCUCUGCCUAUCAUACGAACGACGCCUCCUACUCGCGCAGAAACGCGCCCGCGCCCAGCGUGUGCAAAAGCACGAGUCUGAUGACAUUGAUAUGGAACUGCUCGACACGCUGGCGGAGCGCCCAGGUGGAAAAUGGAGCAAAAAUGACGCCAAGGGCCGGUAUACCGAGACGACCGACGAUCUCGAUGAUCUUGCAGCUGAAGGGCAGGCGGACGACGAUACAGAAGAAGCUGCUGGUGAGGCAGUCGCGUCCGCCGAGCUGAUCCCGGAGCUUAUUGACCCCAACACGGGUGAAGUUCGAGGCACCAUCCCCCUGGGUGCCCGACGGGCUGCUCUGCUCGGCGAGGCACACGACCGUGUAUGGACCACCAUUGCGAAGCGAGAUAUACCAAAAGUGUACCGCACCGUCGUGGCGAGUGCCACCAACAAAGCCAUGUACUGGCGCCGCCUGUCGUCCGUGGUGCAGCGUGAGGCACGACGUGGUGCUGCACGCAAUAACAAGUCCACCAAAGACAUCCAGCUGCGCGCACGCAAAGUGAUGCGCGAGCUGCUCCUAUACUGGAAGCGCAACGAACGAGAAGAGCGCGACUUGCGCAAGAAAGCCGAAAAAGAAGCUCUAGAAAAGGCUCGAAAGGAGGAAGAAAUGCGCGAGGCAAAGCGCCAAGCUCGCAAGCUCAAUUUCCUCAUCACGCAGACCGAGCUGUACAGCCACUUUGUGGGUAACAAGCUCAAGACGGCCGAGGCAGAGGAGUCGGAAGACACGGCGCCUGCGGCACAGCCAGGUGGGCCACAGCAGCCGCAUCCACAGGCAGCGCCCGUCUCGAUGGCAUCGCAAGAGGCUGCCGAUUUGCAGGCGAUCGAUUUCGACGAUGAAGACGAAUCGAAUCUGCGUGCCCAUGCAGCACGCAAUGCCACAGAAGCUGUGCGUGCUGCGCGCGACAAGGCGCAGGCCUUUGAUGCAGCGAUUGCACAGGAACGACAUCAACAAGGCACAGAAGAAGGCGCGCCGCAGCCUUUCUCGGCAGACGACAUGGACUUUUUGAACCCUUCGUCGAUGGGCGUCACCGAGGUGCAACAGCCCAAGAUGCUAUCAUGUACACUCAAGCCAUACCAGAUCAAGGGUCUAUCGUGGCUGGCGAAUCUGUACGAGCAGGGCAUCAAUGGUAUUCUGGCGGACGAGAUGGGUCUGGGCAAGACUGUCCAGAGUAUCGCACUUAUGGCGUACCUCGCCGAGGUGCACGACAUUUGGGGCCCCUUCCUUGUUAUUGCACCGGCUUCAACGCUGCACAACUGGCAACAAGAGAUCACCAAGUUUGUACCAGCGCUCAAGGCGUUGCCGUACUGGGGCAAUGUCAAGGAUCGCGCGGUGCUACGCAAGUUUUGGAACCGCAAGCAGAUUUCUUACGACCGCCAUGCCCCCUUCCACGUGCUUGUGACGUCGUACCAGCUCGUGGUGAGUGACGAAAAGUACUUUCAACGCGUCAAGUGGCAGUACAUGGUGCUCGAUGAGGCCCAGGCGAUCAAAUCGAGCUCGUCGAAUCGUUGGAAGACGCUGCUUGGGUUCCACUGCCGCAACCGUCUGCUGCUCACAGGCACGCCCGUUCAAAACUCGAUGCAAGAGCUUUGGGCGCUCUUGCACUUUAUCAUGCCCAGUCUCUUUGACUCACAUGACGAGUUUAGCGAAUGGUUCUCUAAAGACAUCGAGAACCAUGCAGAAAACAAGGGCACGCUGAACGAACACCAGCUGCGUCGUCUGCACAUGAUUCUCAAGCCCUUCAUGCUGCGUCGUGUGAAAAAGAAUGUGCAGAACGAGCUGGGCGAGAAGAUCGAGGUCGAUCUGUAUUGCGACUUGUCAGCGCGCCAGAAACUUUUGUAUCAGAGCCUGCGCUCGCACGUCAGUGUAGCCGAGCUCGUCGACAAGGCCAAUGCCAACGACGAAGGCGGCCUGAAGAGCCUCAUGAACCUUGUCAUGCAGUUCCGCAAGGUGUGCAACCAUCCCGAGCUGUUUGAACGUGCGGACGUUCGUGCGCCGCUGGCCGUCUCGCACUACUCGGCCUCAGCUGCGAUUCCCGUUCGUGACGAGAUCACUACGUGUAUGGAUGCGGCUCAUUCGCUGCUAGACAUGCCCAUCCCGCGGCUCAUGGCACACGAUGCGAUCCAGCACAUCCCAACGCCCCAAAACCGCGUUGGAUUCGAUACGCACUAUCUUGGGUCUCUUAUGAACAUAUGGCGGCGCUCUCAUAUCCACGACGCCGUCGUGGCCACGGACACGUUUGCCUUCUUGGCUUUCCUGGGCCUAUCGGCCAGCGAGGCAGAAGCGGCCUUCCAUGCCCCCAUGCUCACCCGCGUCGUGACACAGGCCGAUGCGCAGCGCCGACUCGCGCUCAUGUUGCCGUACAUGGAUGGCGAGCUGGCUGUGAGUGUGCAUCGGCCCCUCGGCCUGGUCGAAUCGGCCCUCCCCCAUGCACACGAACGUCCCGCACCAAGUCUCGUACCGCUCGGUGAAGUUGUGGAGCGUGUGAUGGACGAGCGGUGCGGACACAUCACACGCACCACCAUGCCUGCGGCUGUGGCACCGCCGCCCGUCCUGCACGUGAAUGACCGUACGUUUUGCGAGCGCCAGGUCCAGGCACGGAAGGACGUGGCCCUGGAGCAUGUGCUGUUUGGUCUGCCACCCAAGGCACGCGAAGACGUCGCGCAAGUGCGACAACUCGAGACGCGCUUGCCAGGUGUGCCGCCGCGCGGCUACGUCGCGACGUCAUCGCCGAUGCAGCUGUGGGGCCCACCCAUGCAAGUACCUCGUAUGGACAAGCUCAUCGUUGACUCCAGCAAGCUCGCGCGCCUUGAUACCCUGCUGCGUGAGCUGAAGGCCGGAGGACAUCGCGUGCUGAUCUACUUCCAGAUGACGCGCAUGAUUGAUCUCAUGGAAGAGUACCUCAUUUACCGACAGUACAAGUACCUCCGUCUCGAUGGUGCCUCCAAGAUCUCAGACCGUCGCGACAUGGUGACGGACUGGCAAACACGCCCUGAGCUAUUUGUAUUCCUGCUGUCUACACGCGCUGGUGGUCUAGGUAUCAACUUGACGGCAGCCGACACGGUCAUUUUCUACGACCACGACUGGAACCCAUCGAACGAUUCCCAGGCCAUGGACCGCGCGCACCGUUUGGGACAGACGAAGCAGGUCACUGUGUACCGCCUCAUCACCAAGGGCACCAUUGAUGAGCGCAUCGUCAAGCUUGCUAGGAACAAAAAGGAGGUGCAAGACAUUGUCGUGGGCAACAAGGCCUACUCCGAGUCGGGCAUGGCUCGUCCCCAGGAGAUCGUGUCACUGCUCCUUGACGACGAUGAGCUCGCCGACUCGAUCCUCCGCCGCAAGCAGGCCGAUGAAGCGCAGCUAGCACAGGGCAAAGCCGAGAACGCCCGCGCCAUGCAUGCACGUCGUCGCCAGAACAACCAAGCGGCCUCGUCCACAUCGUCCCACGAUCCCAGCAUUCACUGGACGCUGGACGACGACGAAGACGACUUUUUCGGCGCCAAGCCACCGCCCAAGGAUGAGCCAGAGGACACGCCCCAGCCUCGAAAGCGUGCAAAGCGUGACUCGGCGCCCAAGCGGCGCAAGAAGAGUGAUGCAUCCUCUCCCCCACCUGCCUAA
Malassezia restricta is the source of this 4239-nucleotide messenger RNA. RefSeq names its product DNA helicase INO80. Gene Ontology annotation, cellular component: nucleus; Ino80 complex. NCBI's taxonomy places the organism in Eukaryota, Fungi, Basidiomycota, Malasseziomycetes, Malasseziales, Malasseziaceae. Gene Ontology annotation, molecular function: DNA binding; ATP hydrolysis activity; ATP-dependent chromatin remodeler activity. The transcript has 2 exons. Gene Ontology annotation, biological process: DNA-templated transcription; chromatin remodeling; DNA repair. The coding region runs from base 1 to 4239 and encodes 1412 amino acids. The record is from RefSeq and is a predicted model, not a curated record.